AUGACAAGUCUAUCUUCUCCCUCUCCCGCCAAGCUCUUUCCUCUUCAAUCGCCCAUACGCAGACCCAGGACCCCCCCUUCUCACCAGAGCCUCUCCCCAACUCAUCACCGCAAGACAAAACCCAAAUUUGAAACUCUCAAGGACAAUCUAAUCCGCCAUGCAGAUGCCGGCGACAUCAAAAGAGCAAUCUCCACCCUGGAUUUUAUGGCCCAAAAUGGCCUCACGCCUGACCUCACAUCCUACUCCGUCCUCCUCAAAUUCUGCAUCCGGACCCGAAACUUCCAUCUCGGGAAGCUUAUUCACUCUAAGAUCCUCGACUCAAAGCUCCAACUCGACUCCAUUGUGCUCAAUUCCCUCAUUAGCCUCUACUCCAAGAACGGCGAUUGGUUAACUGCUCGAAACAUGUUUGAAACUAUGGGUGAGAAGAGAGACUUGGUUUCUUGGAGCGCUAUUAUUUCCUGCUUUGCGCAUAGUAAUAUGGAACUAGAAGCCAUUUUUACCUUCUUUGAUAUGAUCGAACAUGGAGAGCAUCCGAACCAAUUCUGCUUCUCGGCUGCAAUCCAGGCAUGUUCAAAUGUUAAAUAUGCUUCAAUUGGGCUAGUGAUCUUCGGGAUUGUGAUAAAAUCAGGGUAUUUCGGUUCAGAUGUGUGUGUGGGGUGUGCAUUGAUUGAUUUGUUUUCCAAAGGGUUUCAUGAUUUGAACCUUGCUAAGAAAGUGUUUGACCAAAUGCCCCUGAAGAAUUCUGUUUCGUGGACACUUAUGAUUACUAGAUUUUCUCAAAUCAGCGAUCCUACAAGUGCGGUUCAGCUAUUCUUGGAGAUGGUGUUGACUGGAUUUGUGCCCGACAAGUUCACUUUUAGUAGUGUUUUAUCAGCUUGUGCUGAGCUGGAGUGGUUAUCGUUUGGGCAACAAUUGCACUCUUCUGCGCUCAAGUCUGGCCUUUCAUCAGAUGUCUGUGUUGGUUGUAGUCUAGUGGACAUGUAUGCCAAAAGCACUGCAGAUGGAUCUAUGAGUGACUCGAGGAAGGUCUUUGACCGGAUGCCGGUUCACAAUGUUAUGUCUUGGACAGCAAUUAUCACAGGUUAUGUCCAGGGUGGAGGCGAUGACUGGGAAGCCAUAAAUUUGAAUCGCAUGAUGAUGGAGGAUGGUUCAGUAAAACCCAAUCAUUUUACUUUUUCUGCUCUAUUGAAGGCAUGUGGAAAUCUUACUAGUUUGGGUAUGGGUAAGAUAGUUUACGGCCAUGCAGUGAAGUUAGGUCUAGCGUAUUUUGACUGUGUGGGAAAUGCUUUAAUUAGCUUGUAUGCCAGAUGUGAUAAGCUGGAAGAUGCUCGGAGAGCAUUUGAAGUUCUAUUUCAGAAGAAUUUGGUUUCUUUUAAUACAAUUGUUGAUGCUUAUGCUAAGAAUUUGAAAUCUGAUGAGGCUUUCGAGUUUUUUAGUGGAAUUGAAGAUUCUGGAGUUGUGGUUGAUGCUUUUACGUAUGCCAGUCUCUUGAGUGGAGCAGCAAUCGUAGGCGCAGUUGGCAAGGGUGAGCAAAUUCAUGCUCGAUUGCUCAAGGCAGGUUUUGAGUCUAACGAGUGCAUUUGUAAUUCACUGAUCUCCAUGUAUUCCAGGUGCGGUAACAUUGAAGCUGCUUCCCAGGUUUUUGGGGACAUGUCAGAUCAGAGUAUCAUCUCAUGGACUGCUAUGAUCACAGGGUUCGCAAAACAUGGUUUCGCAGAAAGAGCCUUAGAAUUGUUCACUGCAAUGCUUUCUGCUGGCAUCAAACCCAAUGAGGUCACAUAUGUUGCAGUUUUAUCAGCUUGCAGCCAUGCUGGCAUGACAGACGAGGGAUGGAAAUACUUCCAUUCUAUGUCAGAAGAGCAUGGUAUAAGUCCAAGGAUGGAACAUUAUGCAUGCAUGGUUGAUCUAUUAGGUCGAUCUGGUUUUCUUGACAGAGCUGUUGAGCUCAUAAAGUCAAUGCCUUUUGUUGCUGAAGCUUUAGUCUGGCGGACAUUGCUCGGGGCUUGCCAAGUUCAUGGAAAUGUAGAAUUAGGAAAACAUGCAGCAGAAAUGAUCCAUGAGCAGGAUCCAGACGAUCCGGCAGCACGUGUCUUACUAUCAAACUUGUAUGCUUCCAGUGGUCAAUGGGAAAAGGUAGCAAAUAUCAGGAAAGGAAUGAGAGCAAGAAAUUUGGUAAAGGAAGCAGGUUGUAGCUGGAUAGAGGCAGAGAAUAAGGUGCACAAGUUUUAUGUAGGUGAUACCGAACAUCCACAAGCUAAGGAAAUCUAUAAAGAACUAGAUCGAUUGGCUGUCACAAUCAAGGAGAUGGGUUAUGUACCAAAUACCAACUUUGUUCUUCAUGAAGCUGAGGAAGAACAGAAGGAACAAUAUCUAUUCCAACACAGUGAGAAAUUAGCCGUGGCAUUUGGCCUUAUAAGCACGUUCCACCCAAAGCCAAUUAGGAUAUUUAAAAAUCUCCGAGUAUGUGGAGAUUGUCAUUCUGCAUUGAAAUAUAUAUCACUGGCCACUGGAAGAGAAAUAGUGGUUAGGGAUUCAAACCGGUUCCACCAUAUCAACAAUGGCAUAUGCUCCUGCAACGAUUACUGGUGAAUUAUUUAUGUACAUGUACUGCUUGUCUGCUACCAUAGGCGGGUCUUGUGAUGAAGAAAGAUAAGAUCUUUUUCAUAUUUAUCCAUCCACUUUUUUUUUUCCACUA
Coffea eugenioides is the source of this 2695-nucleotide messenger RNA. Its product is annotated as pentatricopeptide repeat-containing protein At3g49170, chloroplastic. The transcript has a single exon. The record is from RefSeq and is a predicted model, not a curated record. NCBI's taxonomy places the organism in Eukaryota, Viridiplantae, Streptophyta, Magnoliopsida, Gentianales, Rubiaceae. Bases 1 to 2589 code for a protein of 862 amino acids. Gene Ontology annotation, biological process: RNA modification. Gene Ontology annotation, molecular function: RNA binding; protein binding; zinc ion binding.